CUCUCUCUCUCUCCACGGAGAAUACCAGACGGGAGAGGCGGAAAGAAGCAAAUCCAUCUCCAAAAGCGGAAGAUUCGAAUCAUCUUUUAGAUCUCUUCCGAUCCCUCUGUCGUCGGCUACAGCUUUCUCUCGGUGGUCGUCCGUGGAGCAACGGCGGGGGAUUGGAGGUUUGUGCGGGGUGUCUCUUUCUUUCCCCUUUCUUGUUCUGGUUUCCGGAGAGGGGUUCGUGCGGUCCUGAAGAGAGUAGGAGGAGGAUGGCGGCCGCGGUGAGGAAGGCCAUGGCGCGGUGGUUCUUGUGGUUCGUCCUCGUCGGUAGUCCCCUCGGCAGAGUUCUUGCUAACAUGGAAGGUGAUGCUUUGAACAGUCUUAAGACCAACUUAAUCGAUCCAAAUAAUGUGCUGCAGAGCUGGGACCCGACUUUGGUCAAUCCGUGCACAUGGUUCCAUGUUACUUGUGACAGCGAUAACAGUGUCAUAAGAGUCGAUCUUGGAAAUGCAGACUUAUCUGGAAAUUUGGUUCCCCAACUUGGUUUGUUGAAGAAGUUGCAAUAUCUGGAACUUUACAGUAACAAUAUUAGUGGCACGAUUCCUAGCGACCUUGGAAAUCUGACGAAUCUGGUGAGCUUGGAUCUGUACCUAAACAAAUUCACCGGUGAAAUACCUGAUUCGUUGGGGAACCUAAAGAAUCUGCGUUUCCUUCGGCUUAACAACAAUAGUCUUUCGGGUCACAUUCCUGGAUCUUUGACCACCAUAAAUGCUCUUCAAGUUCUAGAUUUAUCAAACAAUGGGCUGUCUGGAGAAGUUCCAUCGAAUGGAUCAUUCUCGCAAUUCACUCCCAUCAGGUGCUUUGCAGUUUUAGCUAUUUUCUUAACAUUUUGGUUUUGCUAUUACCUUGAUAUUGUUAUUACAAAUCAUAUUUGUUUGAUCUGCAGUUUUCAAAAUAAUGCUCGAUUAUGUGGCCCGGGUGCUUCAAAAGCCUGUCCUAAUUCGCCUCCAUUAUCUCCACCACCUCCAUUUGUUCCACCGCCACCUUCAUCCGGAGGAAGUAGUGCCUCCAGCAUUGCAGCGAUUGCUGGUGGGGUUGCUGCAGGUGCUGCCUUGCUGUUUGCUGCACCUGCUAUUGGUUUUGCCUGGUGGCGUCGUCGCAAGCCACAAGAACAUUUCUUUGAUGUGCCUGCUGAAGAGGAUCCAGAAGUUCAUUUGGGCCAGCUUAAAAGGUUUUCUCUCCGAGAAUUACAAGUUGCAACUGAUAGUUUCAGUAACAAGAACAUUUUAGGCAGAGGUGGAUUUGGGAAAGUCUAUAAAGGACGGCUUGCGGACGGUUCACUUGUAGCUGUAAAGAGGCUAAAAGAAGAACGCACCCCAGGUGGGGAGCUUCAGUUUCAAACUGAAGUUGAGAUGAUUAGCAUGGCUGUGCACCGUAACCUACUUAGACUUCGCGGAUUUUGUAUGACUCCUACUGAACGAUUGCUUGUGUAUCCAUAUAUGGCUAAUGGAAGUGUUGCAUCAUGCUUAAGAGAACGUCCACCAUCAGAGCCACCACUUGAUUGGACAAUUCGGCGGAGGGUUGCAUUGGGUGCUGCAAGGGGGCUGUCCUACUUGCAUGACCAUUGUGAUCCAAGAAUUAUUCAUCGUGAUGUUAAAGCUGCAAAUAUUCUGUUGGAUGAGGAGUUUGAGGCAGUUGUAGGGGAUUUUGGCUUAGCCAAACUAAUGGACUACAAGGAUACCCAUGUCACAACUGCUGUCCGUGGAACGAUAGGUCAUAUUGCUCCAGAAUACUUGUCAACGGGGAAGUCCUCUGAGAAAACUGAUGUUUUUGGGUAUGGAAUCAUGCUUCUGGAACUGAUCACAGGUCAAAGAGCAUUUGAUCUUGCUCGGCUUGCAAAUGAUGAUGAUGUCAUGUUGCUUGACUGGGUGAAAGGUCUUCUGAAAGACAAAAAACUGGAAAUGUUAGUGGAUCCAGAUUUGCAGAACAACUACAUCGAAGCUGAAGUGGAGUCGCUUAUCCAAGUUGCGCUGCUAUGCACUCAGGGCUCACCAUUGGAACGACCCAAGAUGUCGGAGGUGGUAAGGAUGCUCGAAGGAGAUGGUCUUGCCGAGAGGUGGGAGGAAUGGCAGAAGGUUGAAGUGGUGCGGCACGAUGAGUUGGCCCCGCAUAAUCACAACGAGUGGAUUCAAGAUUCCACUGACAACCUUCAUCCAGUGGAACUAUCUGGGCCUAGAUGACCUUUACACAAAAUUGAUGAAAGAAACUCACUAAGGUCACUUCUCUUUAUCCCAUUCAUGUCUCCUAUAACGACAUUCUGUGUCAAGUGAAAUCACAUUUGUAUUCCUUGUUUUCUGUAUAUGGGGGGCAUUGUAUUGUUUACAGUAAUUUUAUUCUAUGUAUAUUUUACUGGAUGUAAUGUAAAUUUUUAGCCUUUGCCAAGAAGAGCUAUGUAUCAACAUCAAGCUUUUAUUA
Musa acuminata AAA Group (dessert banana) is the source of this 2460-nucleotide messenger RNA. RefSeq names its product LRR receptor kinase BAK1-like. Gene Ontology annotation, molecular function: ATP binding; protein binding; protein kinase activity. NCBI's taxonomy places the organism in Eukaryota, Viridiplantae, Streptophyta, Magnoliopsida, Zingiberales, Musaceae. The record is from RefSeq and is a predicted model, not a curated record. The transcript is spliced from 10 exons. Bases 255 to 2225 code for a protein of 656 amino acids. Gene Ontology annotation, biological process: protein phosphorylation.